AAUGCAAUUAUGGCAUCACGAACGUCAGAAUACACCAUUGGUGGUGUAAAAAUUCUCUUCCCUUGUAAGGCUUAUCCAUCGCAACUUGCUAUGAUGAAUGCAAUUGUGAAGGGGUUGAGCUCCAAGCAACACUGCCUGCUAGAGAGUCCCACUGGAAGUGGGAAAAGCUUGGCGCUGCUCUGUUCUGCACUGGCCUGGCAGCAGUCACUCUAUGAAAAACCACUGGAUGACUUGUGCUCAAAAGAAUGCAAGAAGACCGAGGCUUUGAAACUCUGCCGAUGCCCAUGCCAUGCCAAUAAAUUGUCCAGUCAGGAUCCAGAAGGAGGCUGCCAAACCACAUCAUCUUUCUUCCCCAGCCAUGCAACAGAGACCUCAUCAGGCGGUGGAAGUAGCUCAACCAGCAAAGAAAGCGUCUCACGCAUUACGUUGGCUUCAAAACUGUCUGCCAAACACCAAGCCUCAUUCCACGAAGAAGAUGACAGUGACAACGAUUUUAAAGUGGAAAGGAAGAGGAUCCGUCCACUCGAAACGGAGCAGCAGGCGAGAAAACGACACCGGCUGACCUCAGGAACCCAACUAACGGAUGCUUCAGAAGUUCAUGAGCAGCGAAAAAAUGGGGAAUUGACAGUGACUCUCGGAAAAACUGAGCCUCCCUCACGUAAAACAGUAAGUCCUUCCAGUCCCUGCAUGACGUGUUCCUGCUCCGCCAUCGAGCAAAACGCCCCAAAGGCUGCUGAGGCCAAGAAGGAGAAUGGAGGGAAGUCCCCCAUCCCCAAAAUAUUUUUUGGCACCCGAACUCACAAGCAAAUAGCUCAGAUUGUGAAGGAGCUGCACAGGACGGGCUACUCAAGCGUCCGCAUGACCAUUCUGUCAAGUAGGGAGCAUUCCUGCGUCCAUCCGAGGAUCUCCCGAGGCAGCAACAAGAAUGAAAAAUGCGCUGAGUUGCUGGAAGGAAAAGAGGGCGUGUCUUGUUCCUUUUAUCAUGGAGCCCACAGGCUUACGGAGCAUCUCUCCAUACCGUCUGCAGAUAAAAAACAUCAGACUUGGGAUUUAGAAGAGCUGGUGAGCUUGGGAAAGAAAUUCCGAUCCUGCGCCUACUUUGCAGCACGUGAGCUCAUGGUGUGCGCCGAGAUUGUGUUCUGCCCUUACAACUACCUGUUGGACUCCCAGAUAAGACAAAGUAUGGAAAUUGAGUUGAAAGACCAGGUGCUGAUUUUAGAUGAAGCUCACAAUAUCGAGGACUGUGCCCGAGAGUCGGCCAGCUACAGUGUGACGGAAGAACAGCUCAAGUUGGCUCGAGAGGAGCUGGACGCUAUGGUGAACAACCACAUUAGACCGAACGACCACCAGCCUUUGCGUGCUGUGUGCUACAGUCUGACAAAUUGGUUAAGGGGCGCCUGCAGUCAGCUGAUCCAGAGCGGUUACGAGACCUCAAGUAAAGUCUGGAGCGGAAGUCAAAUGGUGACCAAUUUCCACGAAAUGGGAAUAACGGAUGCAUCGUUUCCCAUUUUACAGAAACAUCUUCACGCUGUGCUCGAAAAAGAAGAAAAGUUCCCUGGGUUAGAAAAUACAGUUUCCGUUCCAGUUAUAAGUCCUUCAACUCAAGUUAUCCUGAAAGGUCUAUUUAUGGUCAUCCACUACCUGUUCAAAGGAAAUCACAGGUUUGCUGACGAUUACCGAAUUGCCCUGCAGCAAACUUUCACCUGGAUGAAUGAAAAUCCACCUGACGCUCCGGAUAAGAAUGGUUUCUUGGUCUGUACCCGGAAAAAAAUGCGACACAAAACGGCCGUAAACAGCCUCAAUUUCUGGUGCUUGAAUCCAGCAGUGGCCUUUUCCGAUUUAAGCAGCGUGGUCCGAUCCAUCGUUUUAACCUCAGGGACGCUUUCUCCCAUGGAUUCCUUUUCCUCCGAGCUUGGGGUGAACUUCUCCAUUCAGCUUGAAGCCAACCAUGUCAUUAGAAAUUCACAGGUCUGGGUUGGUACCAUUGGAGCCGGCCCGAAACACCGGCAGUUACGGGCAACUUUCCAACAUACAGAAACCUUUGAGUUUCAAGAUGAAGUCGGCGAGCUCUUGCUAUCAGUCUGUCAGACGGUGCGACGUGGGGUGCUGUGCUUUCUGCCCUCUUACAAGAUGUUAGAUAAACUGAAGGAUCGCUGGCUGCACACGAGCUUGUGGGAGAAGCUUGAGCUGAUUAAAACCGUCAUCGUGGAACCCAAAGGAGGCGACAAAGCUGAUUUUGAUGAGCUACUUCAAAUAUACUCCGAUGCCAUCAAGUCUCAGAACGGCAAAGAUGGUGCGCUGCUUAUUGCUGUGUGCAGAGGCAAAGUCAGCGAAGGCCUGGACUUCUCCGAUGACAACGCCCGUGCGGUCCUCACCAUUGGGAUUCCGUUUCCAAACUGGAAGGAUCUUCAGGUGGAACUGAAAAGGAAAUACAACGAUCAACACUCAAAAGCCAGGGGACUUCUGACAGGAAGCCAAUGGUAUGAAAUCCAGGCCUACAGAGCUCUGAACCAAGCCCUCGGCAGAUGCAUUCGCCACCGAAGCGAUUGGGGAGCACUUAUUUUAGUCGACGACCGUUUUGGAAAGAGCCCCAAUAAAUACACAGCCGCCUCCCCAGGUUCACCUUUCUCCACAGAGCAAAAUAAAUUUACAGACUCCAGCCCCCUGGGUUCCCCCGCUGACGGCAGGAGGAAGAGAGCGAACGGUCAGUUCUCUGCUGGCAGCAUAGAAAGUUACUUCACUAAAAUGCCAGAUUCAAUACCAGCAGGAAGGAAGAAUUACGUCUUCAAGGCUACUGGCCAAACUGAAAGAGCAGUAGAGAAAGACGGCCCCUCUGUUCCUUAUGGACCCCAGGAAAAUAAUUUGUGGGUCCAAAAAGACCAACCAAUAAGACAGUUGCCAGAUGGCAAAAUGAUCAAUGGUUCUCCAAGAACCUUGAUGACUGAGAAAUGUCCCCAUGAAAGGCAGCACACCGGACAUAAAGAUGUGGAGAAAGUGGUGUCUUCUCCAAGGAGAACAAAUGUGGAACUGUCCAAGUCAGACCCAGGCAUCGAAACUGAUGCUGGAAAUGACAGACUCUGUUUUACACCUGAACUGUAUGAUGAUGAUGAUGAAGAAGAGGUGGUGGAAGAGAAGAACGAAGGCUCGAUUUCCAAUUACAAUAGUACUUUGACGUCCUCUGAAACCGCAAACACCCCCGUUCUGGUGGAAGAACUUUGUCCAUCCAGCGCUCAAAAACUAGGAGAUGCCACCUCCAGGUUUAAAGUUGAAGCAGGAGUGGGCGCAGAGCGGUCGGGGAUCACGGAGAACAGCCGGAAUAACAGAAGCGCUGUUGAGGAAGCUGGGAAUAAGGUUGGCAUUGAGGAAACUGAGCCAGAGGCGAAGGGAAAGGAAAACCAGCUUCCUGGAUCUCAAAGCAAAGGGCUGAAAGUACAGAGAAGGUAUAAACGAAGAGCCAGGAAGCCAUCUAAUAACAGAGAGGCACACCAGCAACAGGUAACCAAAGGAGGAAUUAGAUUCUGGGAACGCUGACAUCCCCAAGGUGACAUCUUGACAAGAAACGGAGUCUUUCAGUCAUGCUGAUUUGUGAAAUGUGGACAAUAUCCCAGUAAUAUUUAAGUGUUGGAAACAAGUUUUUCUUUUUUCAACAACAGCGUACAGCAAGGAAGGGGAACCUGCCAUUGCUACACCCAUUAGUGAUUACUUCCCUCUGGAUUCUUUCAUUGUAGAACAGUCAUUUAUUCCUGGUUCCAAAAUGGUGCCCUUGCAACGCAGGGAAGAAUUUCCUCAUUGGCUUUUCCUGCAAGGAUUGAAGUUGUCACCUUAUACUGUAUUUCCCUCCAAAAUAAGUCCGAGUCUUAUAUUAAAUUUUCCUCCAAGACACACUAGGGCUUAUUUUCUGGUUAGGUCUUAUUUUCAGGGAAAUGCAGUCCUAAAUGCAUCUGGCUGAUAAUCAUAACGGACUUAUUUUUGGCGUAGGGCUUAUAUUACAAGCAUCCUGAAAAAUCAUGCUAAGGCUUAUUUUCUAGUAGGGUCUUAUUUCCAGGAAAACAGGUAGAAGUGAGCAGAGAAUGGCAUGGGAGGACAUAAGUAAAGGCAAGAACUCGGAUUCUUCCUGGAUUUCACCCCCAUUCUCAAAGUUUGACCCACGUUCAUUGUGAAGCAACCUGGGAUCUAUAGCUUCCUAAGGACAUCCACACAGAUGUCCAACCUUGACAACUUUUUAAGAUUUGUGUGGCCUUCAACUCCCAGAAUUCCAUUCUGGC
Messenger RNA from Pseudonaja textilis, 4265 nucleotides. Lineage: Eukaryota; Metazoa; Chordata; Lepidosauria; Squamata; Elapidae. The record is from RefSeq and is a predicted model, not a curated record.